AUGGCCGUCACUUCGAAGCAAGGAAACAACCGUGAAAGGAAAACCUCAAAUAGGAGAAGAAAAAAGAGAAGAACGGAAGACUUUUCAUCUUCAUCUGAGUCUUCAUCCUCUUCCUCUUCAUCAUCGAGUGAAUCAGAUAGUGAAGAUGAAGCAAAUAACAAAGAUGUACCGCCAACUGCAGAACAAAUAACAAUGGACGAUAUAGAGCUCGAUACAGUUGAGGAACCAUCUAAGCUGGCGAAGAAAGCUCCAGAUGAUUUGACUGUUCAACAGAAACAGCAACUAAGCUCAAUUCCAUUCUUAAUAACACCUGUAUCAGAAAUAACCAAUCCAAACACAACUAAUGCAUUGAAAAGUAUACCGAAUUUCACAGAGGUAACGAACUCAAUUGGGCAAUCGAAACAGGAGAUCAAUACGCGGUUUUUAAAGCUCAUGACAAAGGAAUUUGAAAAUGAUAUUGAUGAAUUGAGGAAGAAACCAGACUUCAAGGAAGCAUCAUUGACUGUGUUGGCAAAAACACUUCAAUCAGGUGCCAACAUGUUUGAUGUUGAUGUGUUGGAAGGCUUGCUUGGCGAGGAAGAGAAAGCCAGGUGA
Molecule: messenger RNA, 594 nt
Organism: Lodderomyces parapsilosis
Lineage: Eukaryota; Fungi; Ascomycota; Pichiomycetes; Serinales; Debaryomycetaceae
Exons: 1
Coding region: 1-594 (197 amino acids)
Biological process (GO): ribosomal large subunit assembly
Cellular component (GO): preribosome, large subunit precursor
Source: RefSeq, a predicted model, not a curated record